Messenger RNA from Physeter macrocephalus (sperm whale), 2253 nucleotides. It is a transcript of the gene KRT81, whose product is annotated as keratin 81. The record is from RefSeq and is a predicted model, not a curated record. Gene Ontology annotation, molecular function: structural constituent of skin epidermis. Gene Ontology annotation, biological process: intermediate filament organization; keratinization. Gene Ontology annotation, cellular component: keratin filament. The transcript is spliced from 9 exons. Lineage: Eukaryota; Metazoa; Chordata; Mammalia; Artiodactyla; Physeteridae.
AUGACGUGCGGAUCAGGAUUCGGGGGCCGCGCCUUCAGCUGCGUCUCAGCCUGCGGGCCCCGGCCCGUCCGCUGCUGCAUCACGGCCGCCCCCUACCGCGGCAUCUCCUGCUACCGCGGCCUCACCGGGGGCUUCGGCAGCCGCAGCCUCUGAGGGGACUUCCGCGCCGGCUCCCGCGGCCGCAGCUUCGGGUACCGCUCUGGCGGCGUGUGCGGCCCCAGCCCGCCCUGCAUCACCACCGUGUCGGUCAACGAGAGCCUCCUCGCGCCCCUCAACCCCAACGCGCAGUGUGUGAAGCAUGAGGAGAAGGAGCAGAUCAAGUGUCUCAACAGUAGGUUCGCUGCCUUCAUCGACAAGAUGCGCUUCCUGGAGCAGCAGAACAAGCUGCUGGAGACCAAGCUGCAGUUCUACCAGAACCGCCAGUGCUGCGAGAGCAACCUGGAGCCCCUGUUCCAGCGCUACAUCCAGGCGCUGAGGCGGGAGGCCGAGCGUGUGGAGGCCGACAGCGGGAGGCUGGCCUCGGAGCUCAGCCACGUGCAGGAGGUGCUGAAGGGCUACAAGGAGAAGAAGUAUGAAGAGGAAGUGGCACUAAGGGGCACCGCUGAGAAUGAAUUUGUGGCCCCGAAGAAGGAUGUGGACUGCGGCUACCUGCAAAAGUCAGACCUGGAGGCCAAUGCGGAGGCCCUGACCCAGGAGAUCGACUUCCUGCAGCAGCUGUUUAAAGAGGAGCUCCAAGUCCUCCACACCCACAUCUCAGGCACCUCAGUCAUCGUCAAGAUGGACAACAGCCGGGACCUGAACAUGGACUGCAUUGUCACCGAGUUCAAGGCUCAGUACGAUGACAUGGCCAGCCGCAGCCGGGCUGAAGCCGAGUCCUGGUACCGCAGCAAGUGCGAGGAGAUCAAGGUCACGGUGAUCCAGCAUGGGGAGACCCUGCGCCGCACCAAGGAGGAGAUCAACGAGCUGAACCGCAUGAUCCAGAGGCUGACGGCGGAGGUCGAGAAUGCCAAGUGCCAGAACUCCAAGCUGGAGGCUGCCGUGCCCGAGGCGGAGCAGCAAGGCAAGGCGGCCCUUAAUGAUGCCCGCUGCAAGCUGGCCGGGCUGGAGGAGGCCCUGCAGAAGGCCAAGCGGGACAUGGCCUGCCUGCUCAAGGAGUAGUACCAGGAGGUGAUGAACUCCAAGCUGGGCCUGGACAUCAAGAUCGCCACCUACAGGUGCCUGCUGGAGGGCGAGGAGCAGAGGUUGUUUAAGGGCAUUGGUGCUGUAAACGUCUGUGUCAGCAGCUCCCGGGGCGGGGUCAUCUGCGGGGACCUCUGCGUGUCCGGCUCCCGACCGGUGACGGGCAGUGUCUGCAGCACCCGCUGCGGCGGGAACCUGGGGGUGAGCACGGGCUUGUGCUCGCCCUGCGGCCAAAGCAGUGGCGGCAGCCACCGGGUGCGGUUUGCUUGGCGCCUUCUGCUUCGUAAAUACACUGCUCCGCGAGCCAACCAUCCCUGCCUCCGGCGGCCGGCGGGUCCCUGGGCUUGCGGCGGAAGGGCUUCAGGAACCAGCCGGCCUGACCUGCCCCAAUUGCUGCCUUCUCCUCCUGCAUCUCUCUCCCCGCUUGUCUCUUCACUUUCUCCAGGGACGGCGGGCUCCUCGCCCGCAGCUCUGGCAGCUCCCCUCCAUCCCCAAGAGUCUAAAUGACUGGUUUCCCCCAGCCCUGGGCAAAGAGCCAACCCUGACUCCGGCUGCUCUGGAGGCUUGGACGCCUGUGGCUUCUAACGGACAGAUUGGUCCCAGGGCCCCUCCAGUGUGGACCUGCUGCUGCUUCCCCUGCCUCCUAAACCCUCCCACGGUGACUGAGGUUGCGUCUCCCAGGGGACAACUUUAUGCCCCGCCUGGCUCCCUCUCUCUCCCAGGAAGGGCUGAUUUGCCAGUUGGCUGGUCCACCCCAAACCCAGGGCUAGGGCAGCUAAAUGUGUGGUCUUCUCACCACUGAGGAAUGUUCUCUGACAGCACAGGGCUUUGGCUGGGGGAGGGGGCGAGUGCAAACAGCUCUCCCACGCCCUCAGCAGGAGAGGACUCCAGUGCCCACUUCCUGGCAGAGCCAGAACUUCCAGGGGCUUCUGGGCUUCUUCAGGAGAGGAGCUGGAAUCAGGCCCAGCCCUGGGAGGGGUCAAGGCCUCACUCUGGAGAAGAGUCAAGUUCCAUAGAGCAGCACCCGCAUGUCACCAAUGUGCUGUCCCAGUUAUCAGGGCAGACCCUGUGCUC